ACGCAGACCUCCCUAACGACCAAGUCAGAAUAACUUCCGGUUAUUUAGCUUCAUUGGCAACAUAACCAAACUUUUGUUGGAUCCUUUCUCCUCCUUUAGUGGUAGCACAACAUAGUAAAGUGCGCAAAAUGGUAUCGGUACAUGAAACAUCAGGAAGAUACGAAAGACCACCAAGAAUCAGAGAUGAAUAUAGAAAAGUUCUAGAGAAAUCGAUCAAGGACGACUAUAUGAAAGAAGAUCUGAAAUACAUAAUAGAUGAAGAGUGGAAACAGAACCUAAGGGCUGCAUGGAAUGAUCAGAGUGAGUUAAAGGCUGGCUACAAGAGAUUUCUUGCAACAAAUAAAGCAAUACAGGCUGAAGUACAGCAGGGAGGCAAGGCUAUAGUUUCGGUGCGGCGCCGGGCACUGCAGAAGUUGUUUGCACAGGAGGAACAACAGUAUCAAGCAGAGCUGGCAACCCUUGGAAAGGCUUUCGGUAAAGAGCGACUAUGAAGUUGUUGCCAAACUCUCCUGCCUUAUGUGAUUAUGUUUAGGGUACUUUUGUGUGCAUCUUCAAGAUAUUUUUUUCUCGUUCUGAGACUAGAACAAAAAAAAGUUUUAUACUGUAAAUUUUAUACACGUGUACUUAUACCCUUCAGCAUUAUAUAAUAUCAAUGCAUUUACAAAAUUAAAAUGUUGUCCUUGUACUGAAUAUAGAACAUAUAUCCUAUAUCUCUUGUAGCUUUUACAGCAUUGCCAUCUGAUACAGUAUGUCCUUUCAAUACUCAAGAAUGUGUAGAAACAACUAUUGUUAUUUGAAUUAAACUUUGUUUGUGGCAAUU
This is a messenger RNA of Pomacea canaliculata, 820 nucleotides long. RefSeq lists its product as uncharacterized. The transcript is spliced from 4 exons. Bases 129 to 491 code for a protein of 120 amino acids. The record is from RefSeq and is a predicted model, not a curated record. Lineage: Eukaryota; Metazoa; Mollusca; Gastropoda; Architaenioglossa; Ampullariidae.